Molecule: messenger RNA, 1566 nt
Organism: Rodentolepis nana
Lineage: Eukaryota; Metazoa; Platyhelminthes; Cestoda; Cyclophyllidea; Hymenolepididae
Source: the annotation of a GenBank genome assembly
AUGUCUACCGAUUGUCCUCAAGUAGUAUCGUUAUCCGAUAUACAAAAAUCAUCAGGAAAGUCUUCUCCUCCUAAGAGCAUUUGUCAACCGUUCACCCUUCGGUUGGUUUUGGGAGUCCCGAUUCUAAAGGAAGAAAGCAAAAUUUAUUCCGAUAUGGAGAAUAUGUUUGCACAUUAUGCACGAAGCGCUGAAUUUUCUGCUGCUAAUACUGCCUUGAAAACUGAUACUGAACUUUUCUGGAGCCACAUCCAAACUGGAUUGAACACCCUGGUGAAGUUGUUAGAGGAUGCUGUCCGUGAAACAACUUCAGCCAAAAGUGCAGAUCCGUUCUCUGUGGUUCUCCUAGAUUUCGCUUGGUUGAAUUCUCAACUCGGGCAUCAUUUGGCUCAUAUCUGCUCUGGAACAUCACACACCAGUCUAUUAGCUGUUAAUCCCCCCGGCAAACUUGCUAAAAUGUUGAACGCACAAACGAAGGUGGUAUGCAUAGCGAUUCGUCCAUUGAUGCACCCUAACACAAAUCGAAUGCCCCUACUUCGUGACUUCCUGCGAGCAUGCGCCAGCCUAUCAGGCAAAUCUCUUCCACCUGAUCCAGCGGCACCCACCAACACUUUAGUUGUCACGGGUAGCACUGAGGGAGCUAUCGAUGCACCCCCUGGAGCCCUCGGUUCGGCCCCCCAAUAUGUGCCCAUUCUGCCGAAACCCCCCGCCUCUACCAUGCUUGUUUCUCCACAUCCUGGGGUUGAUAUUACUGCUUCAUCUUCGGGAUAUGUGGUUGCUGCUAGUGCACCAUCUUCCAAUAUCCUCGCUAAUACGGUAAGCCAUUCCUAUUUUUUCCCUUUAGUUGUCGUUACGACCAGGGGUUUAGUUCGUUUAGAAGAAAAGAUGCAGAAAUUGGAAAUUGAGGGAAAUAAGCGUUGGCACAAACUUAUCGGUGCACCUCGCAGUUCCCUUCCACGACCACAACUACCACCAAAACCAGUCCCACGUCCAGCAGUUCGACACAUUCCAGCUGACGAUUGGCUGACGUAUAGGCUCGAUCACAGCAAGCUCUACAGAUGUGGUGGUGAUAUCUCAAAGGAGUUAGAAAAUCACAGCCUCUACAUCCAUGAUGUAGAGGACAUUUGGGCUCUGUAUCCACGCCACUUGACGGUAGCCUCAGCAGUCAAACCUGCUCCUCCUGAAAUGGGUGGUGGUAGUACCGGAGGAGGCCUGCGUAGGAAGGGGGGACCAAUGACUCCAUAUAGCAAGGGUCGCUCUUCUGGUGCACACCCACCCUCUUCCAAGCAGCGUCGAAGUCAUCACGUUUCCCCGCCUCCACAAUCAAUUGAUUACUUUGACGAGGACGAGGAGGGCGAAGACGACUAUGAAUUGGAGGAUGAUUACCCCGGAGGUCCUUCGUACCUCUCUCCUUCACCACCGCCACAAACUUCCUCUAGACAUAAUCGAUAUUCUGCUUCCUCAUCACGUCACAGGGGCGGAAAUGGAGCAUAUCAACGUAAACUUCCGCCGGAUCCGUCAUAUGGAAGUGGAAACAGAAGACGGCCUCGAAGGUCACCAAGGUGGUAA